GGGAAGAGGCGUUCCAUCCGACGUGAUGGGUCGAGGCUCAGCAGUGGGACGGUCAGCUGACUGAACUUUCGAAAGGACUUAAAGGAGCCGCAGCUUUUAUCGCAGCAGCUCUCUCUGAUGUGUCCCUGUGAUUUAAUGUCUCGUGUUAUUGUAUUGUAAACGCUGUGCUUCAUCAUGUGACGGUCCCUGGGUGCUCCGGAUCUUUGAACAGCACUCGGUGAUUUUCAGCUGAAAGAUGGCAGCAGCAUCGGUGUGUUUCCUCCUCCUCCUCUCGGUGCUGUUUUGCUCCAGCCGAGCGAAGUUCGAGCCGAACUGGAGUUCGCUCGACAGCCGACCGCUGCCCGCGUGGUUCGACCAGGCGAAGUUUGGCAUCUUCAUCCACUGGGGGGUGUUCUCCGUGCCGAGCUUCGGAAGCGAGUGGUUCUGGUGGUACUGGCAGAAGCAGCGGCUGCAGCCGUACGUUGACUUCAUGAAGAAGAAUUAUCCUCCGGACUUUAGGUAUCAGGACUUCGCUCCGCAGUUCACCGCACAGUUCUUCGACGCCAAAGAGUGGACCGACAUCUUCGCCUCAUCGGGGGCGAAAUACAUCGUCCUGACCACGAAGCACCACGAAGGUUUCACGCUGUGGGGCUCGAAGAACUCUUGGAACUGGAACGCUGUGGACGUGGGUCCGAAGAGGGACCUGGUGGACGAGGUGGCAUCCGCCCUGCGCGCUCACAGCAACCUGCGGCUCGGACUGUACCACUCUCUGUUCGAGUGGUUUAACCCGCUGUUUGAGCAGGACGCUGCCAACGACUUCAAAACGAACGACUUCCCCUCCGGCAAGACUCUGCCGGAGCUGUACGAACUCAUCACCAAGUACAGACCCGAGGUUCUGUGGUCGGACGGAGACGGGGACGCUCCGGACUCGUACUGGAACAGCACCGGGUUCCUCGCCUGGCUCUACAACGACAGUCCUGUGCGGGACACGGUGGUGACGAACGACCGCUGGGGCUUGGGCUCCAUCUGCAAACACGGAGGUUACUACACCUGCAGUGACCGCUACCAGCCCGGACACCUGCUGAAGCACAAGUGGGAGAACUGCAUGACCAUCGACAGGAAGUCGUGGGGGUACCGACGCAACGCGCCGCUCAGAGACUACAUGAGCAUCCAGGAGCUCGUAGCCAUGCUGGUGGAGACGGUGUCCUGCGGGGGGAACCUGCUGAUGAACGUGGGCCCGACCCCCGACGGGAGGAUCCCCCCCCUCAUGGAGGAGCGGCUCCGGCAGAUGGGUCGGUGGCUUCAGGUCAACGGGGGGGCGAUCUAUAACACGAGUGCAUGGAGGGCCCAGAACGACAGCCAGACCCCCAACCUGUGGUACACGUUCAGACCGCAGGAACAAACCAUCUUUGCCAUGUUCCUGGAGUGGCCCAAAAAUGGAUCUGUGGUUCUGAGUGAACCUUUGGUAACACCCGGGGUCACUCAGGUGGAGCUGCUGGGUGUCGGGCCCCUGCAGUGGGUGACGGCGGCCCCCACAGGUCUGAGGGUCCUGCUGCCCCCCCUCCCUGUCAGCGAGAUGCCCUGCGAGUGGGGCUGGAGCCUCCGGCUGAGCGGGGCCUCGUAAACAGGAAGUGACGGAGCUGCGAGCUGUUACUAAGAUCACAAUGAACAGGAAGUCUUCUUGGUUUAUCUUAAACUUGUUUUGUGAUGAAGUUGAAGUCCUUCUGUUGCUGCCUUCUUUCUACUGUACGCCAUUUUGCAAGUGUUAUGCUUUUAACUGACAGGAGUGACUUUGCAGAUGAACAUCAUGAAUACAGAAUAUUAUUUUCUUUUUUAUUUAAAAUUCAAAAGGAAUUAAACAUCUAAAGAGAUCAACAAAUCUCACAGAACAAUAACGUGUAUAUGAAUGUGCACAGUACGUUCUGGAAGUAUAUGUUCACUUUGAUGCUAUAACCUUUGCUUUUACUACAGGUUUUUUUAUUAAUGCAGGACUUGAGGGUCCUUCUUUCCUGGCAGACCCGCCCCCCCACACACACACAUAGACUGGAAUAAUGUGCAAUCACACUGUCUGUAGAUAUGACACUGUGUGCGUUAUAUCCUCCUGCAAUUUCACAAUUUCACCAUGCUGUGCAUUUUGUAUUUUUGAAUAUACUUAUUGAGGUAUAAUAAAGCAUUUCUGAUCUGAUCUGUAACUAAUCUGUAGCAUUAACAGUUUUAAUGAAGGAUCCACCUGCAGUUGGUGAACGUUGGGACAUUAAUUGUGUAAUUUGUAAGAAAUAAAUUGUACUGAAGUGGAUCCUACUGUGUUUUAUCAGUGAAUAAAUAUAAUGUUGAAGCACA
Molecule: messenger RNA, 2319 nt
Organism: Eleginops maclovinus (Patagonian blennie)
Lineage: Eukaryota; Metazoa; Chordata; Actinopteri; Perciformes; Eleginopidae
Gene: fuca2
Product: alpha-L-fucosidase 2
Biological process (GO): glycoside catabolic process; fucose metabolic process
Cellular component (GO): lysosome
Molecular function (GO): alpha-L-fucosidase activity
Source: RefSeq, a predicted model, not a curated record